Messenger RNA from Macroventuria anomochaeta, 3046 nucleotides. RefSeq names its product phospholipase D/nuclease. Lineage: Eukaryota; Fungi; Ascomycota; Dothideomycetes; Pleosporales; Didymellaceae. The transcript is spliced from 5 exons. The record is from RefSeq and is a predicted model, not a curated record. The coding region runs from base 53 to 3001 and encodes 982 amino acids. Gene Ontology annotation, biological process: cell motility; intracellular signal transduction; phosphatidic acid biosynthetic process. Gene Ontology annotation, molecular function: D-type glycerophospholipase activity.
CUCGAGCUUUGAUAGGAAUUGACGCAAUUAAGCAGCAUCCCUAUCAUUCAAGAUGUCGCGUCGAGACGAUGACCUGGCAUACGGUGAUUAUCAUGGCCAGGGCGAGGAGCAAGAGGGAGACCGCGGCAUGAUUGGAGACAUGGGGCGGCGCUUCUUUGGAGGCAAGAAGGAGCACUCGCAGCCCCAACAAGGCUCGUCCAGUUCAGGCGGCAUGUCUUUCCUUUUCGAUAAGCUCCACAAGGAGGUCCACAAGAUCGGUGCCGACCUGAAAGAUUCCUUCUCAGGAAAGAACGAUGAGCCUGUUCAGGCACAGCAGCAGGGCGAGCCACAGCCCGGACAAGAGUAUCACAACCAGCACCGCUUCUUGAGCUUUGCUCCUGAGCGUCAUGGCAACGACAUCAAGUGGUAUGUCGAUGGUGCUUCAUACAUGCACGCCGUAUCAGUCGCAUUGGAGCAGGCUCGCGAAUCGGUCUGGAUCCUAGAUUGGUGGCUGUCUCCUGAACUCUACCUUCGACGACCUCCAGCCAGGAACCAGCAAUAUCGAGUCGACCGACUGCUUCUAGCUGCUGCCGAACGUGGAGUCAGGGUCAACAUCAUAGUCUACAAAGAAGUCACGCAGGCUUUGACGCUAUCUAGUGCACACACCAAGCACCACUUGGAGGAGCUCCAUCCGAAUAUUGGUGUCUUCAGGCACCCAGACCACACGCCAGAUGCCGCAGUACUGUCCGGCCAGUUUUUCAAUUCUAUCAAGAACAUGACCUUCUCUCCCGCAAAGAUCGCUCAGCUGCCACUGGAUGGCCUCAAGAGCGUCUACGGUUCAACCGACGGUACUGUCCUGUACUGGGCGCAUCACGAGAAGCUAUGCUUGAUUGAUGGAACAAUUGCAUUCAUGGGAGGGUUGGAUCUUUGCUACGGACGAUGGGACACCAACUCUCAUCCAAUUGCGGAUGCCCACCCUGGCAGUCUCGAUCGAAUUGUGUUCCCUGGACAGGACUUCAACAACGCUCGAAUGCUAGACUUCGCCGCUGUUGAUCAUUGGGAGGAGAACAAGCUCGACAGAACACAGAGCUCUCGUAUGGGAUGGUCCGACGUAGCGCUCAACUUGCGCGGUCCAGUCGUUCAGGAUCUCCGCACGCACUUCACACAACGCUGGAACUUCAUCUACGAUGAGAAGUACUCCCACAAGGCGACCAGAUACCAGAGACUCCCAGACACCACAAGUGGUGCUCAACAGGGCGGCCAAUAUCCGCCUCCGCAGCAACGCGGAUUCGAAGAAGGAGAAGAGGGUUCUCGAGGAUUUGGCGGCGAUGGUGAGGAGGGCGAGCGUGGUCUGUUUGGUCGCGGCGGCGGAUUCCGUCAGAAGAUGUACAACCGCGUCAACGAGGAGUACCAAGAGCAUUACGGCGGUCAUCACCAACAGCAGCAGCACUACCAGUCGCAUGCGGAACACGGUGCGCAAAGGGCCAACGUUGAUUGCCAGAUCACUCGUAGCUCUACUAAGUGGAGUCAUAACAUCUCCACUGAGCACUCGAUUCAAAAUGCCUACAUCGAGACGAUCAGGAACAGUCAGCACUUUGUCUACAUCGAAAACCAAUUCUUCAUCACAGCUACUGGAGACCAACAGCGUCCGAUCAAGAACCAAGUUGGUGCGGCUAUUGUCGAACGUAUCAUCCGCGCUGCUCGCAACGGCGAGAAGUACAAGAUGAUCGUAGUGAUCCCAGCUGUACCCGCCUUUGCCGGUGACCUCAAGCUCGACGAGGCCCUGGGCACACGUGCUAUCAUGGAGUUCCAGUACGACUCUAUCAACCGUGGUGGGCACUCCAUCUACGAGGAAAUCGCAAAGGCUGGCUUCAACCCGAUGGAUUACAUCAGGUUCUACAACCUUCGUAGCUACGACCGCAUCAACGCCAGCAAAGUUAUGCAAGAAGCUGAGCAGCGUUCUGGCGUAUCGUACGGACAGGCUAGCGAAGGCUUCGAUGCUGCCCACGAAGGUGCUCGUGACUACCAAGCUUACCGUCCUCCACCAACAGCUGAGUAUGGCGUCUACGAGAUGGACAAUGGUGGUCGCCCCCCUCAGCAGCAGGCAUACGAGAUGGAUGCCGGUUACGGAGGCCCACCAAAUGAUGGCAGGCAAUCCGACUACAAUAGGUACCAGCAGGAAGCUGAGAAGAUUGGCGGUCGUCAAGGUCUUGGAGAUGGUCGCUGGGACUCGGUCUGCGAGUGCUACAUGCUCAAUGGCGAAGACAUCCGCAACGUCCCCUGGGAAGGCGGCGCAGUCGACGAAAUGGACGCAUUCGUCAGCGAGGAACUCUACAUCCACAGCAAGCUCCUCAUCGCCGACGAUACAACCGUGAUCUGCGGUUCCGCCAACCUAAACGACCGCUCGCAACUCGGCGAUCACGACUCCGAAAUCGCAAUCAUCAUCCGCGACCCAGACAUGGUCGACUCCACUAUGGACGGCCGCCCCUGCCAAGUAUCCCGCUUCGCCUCCUCUCUGCGCCGCGAAAUCUUCCGCAAGCACCUCGGCCUGCUGAAGCACCAGCCCAUUGACGCCGUCGACGAAAACUGGCUGCCUGUCACGACCCCCCAAAUCUACGACUGGGGCUCCGAAAUGGACAUUCAAGUCGCGGACCCGUUGUCGGACGAGUUCCAGAACCUGUGGAACUGGCGCGCAAACACAAACACGCAGGCCUUCGGCAAGAUCUUCCACCCUGUUCCCUCAGACGAGGUGAGGAACUGGAAACAGUAUGAUGAUUACUACUCGCGCUUCUUUGGACAGAAUGAACAGGAUAAGGAGAAUAAAAAGCCGAGUUUGUAUAAGUGGGGUCAUGUUGUGGCUGAGAAUUUUAGCCAGGGCGAGCAGGGUGUGAGGGAGGUCAAGGAGAUUCUGAGCACGAUUCGUGGCACGCUUGUCGAGAUGCCAUUGCUAUUCUUGAAGGAGGAGGAUAUUGCGAAGGAGGGUGUGGGUUUGAACGCGUUGACGGAGGAGAUCUACACUUAGACGAAGUUGGAAGGAUAGCAUCUGUCAUGUUAGGUUCCUCCUGAG